CUCAGUAACCACUGAAUGUAAUGUUGGCAGUAUGUAACGUAUGUCAUUGCAUACUAUACUGGCUCUAACAUAAUUAACAGUAAAAUUCUAAGUAUCAGCUUUCUUAUCCCUAGUAAGUAACGCUCGCGUCUUCAAAAAACGUAUCACGUUUGCUCUGUAACAAGCACAAGUCUAACAAUUUGGUCGAAAUACAAGUACAAAUGGCCGACUGAGGGGUCAGAAGGAGUGUGUCCUUGUUGUUUAAACUUCAGAAACGUUCAGCCUUUAGUUUACUUAUCAAAAGGAGUAUGGCUAACUCUAUCAAAAAGAAGUAAUGUUUAGGAAUUUAUAUUUCCUAAGAUUUACGAUUUUUUGAAUGACAGCGACCUGAACUGGAGUUAUUUAGCAGUAAAGGCGAAAUAUUGGCUAAAAAGUUUCUGCUUUGUUAACUUAUACGCUUUAAAUUUAUACCCUUUUUUCAGUCCUUAUCCCAAACCAUUUUUACAUUUGAAACUUGAAAAAUAUUACAGCUACAAACUGUUAAGCUAUGUUCAACAUAGCUAGCGUUUAAGCUAGCCAGCUAGCCAGCUAGCGUUUAACACUUUUUUCUGCAAAUAUUUGCGAGGUUCGCGACGCCAUUUUGUCUCUGUUUCCUCAGUGGUCCGCAUGCGACGCAUAAAGUUUACCUUCUCCCCGAGGGACCUUAUUGAAUCCCAAGUAGAAGCAUAUCACCUAGUCUGGGUGAUAUGCUUCUGAUCCCAAGCGAUAGUAACGUUCGACGUUCUACAAUUACAAGAUGUCCGAAGCAGCAAAAGUCUCCUAAGAAGAAUCCGGCAGCGUCUAAAAAGCCGACUGAACAUCCGCCUUAUUCAGAGUUGAUCAAGGCUGCCAUUGUAGCACUGAAGGAGCGAAACAGUUCUUCUCGCCAAGCCCGGGGGGGAGGGUGGGUUGAUUGUCUUGUCGAUAAUGAUGAAAAAGUAGGUUCUUCUAUAAAACAUACACAGGUGGGUCCUCACGUGAAGAUGGCUUUGAAAAGAAGUGCUGCCAGUGGAAAACUCCUACACACCAAGAGAAUUGGUGCCUCAGGCUCCUUCAGGGUGCCGAAGGAGGAAAAGAAGGAGAAGAAACCAAAGAACAAGCCCGCCUCCGAGACAAAGAAGGUCAAAGAAGCCCGCCGCCAAGAAGGCAGCGCAGAAACCUGCGGCAAAAAAGGCUGCAAAAAAACCGGCAGCAAAAAAGGCGGCAGCCAAGAAACCUGCAGCUAAAAAGACCCAGCGGGAAAGAAAUCGAAGCCCGCAGCUUAAAAACCGGCAGCAAAGAAGCCAGCGGCUAAAAAGUCCCGCAAGAAAGCGGCCAAAAUACCCGCGACGAAAAAGCCCGCGAAAAACCUUCACUUUAAAGUACACUUUGAGGGUUUCCCGUUUCAACAAACGGCUCUUACAAGCCACCAAAUGUUAUAAAAAUCAAUGACCAACAACUCCUUUUUUGCGCCUCAUCCGAGUAACUAAAGUUUUGUAAUGCGAGUCUGUUAUCACCGGCAUUUUCGAAGUUCUAAUUUCCAAAUGCCAGCUAUGUAUGGGCCAUGCCGGCCCAUGCGCCAUUGGCCAAGCGUGAGGUCAAGAUGGCUGGAUAUUGGCCAAGUUGU
Orbicella faveolata is the source of this 1624-nucleotide messenger RNA. RefSeq lists its product as uncharacterized. The record is from RefSeq and is a predicted model, not a curated record. NCBI's taxonomy places the organism in Eukaryota, Metazoa, Cnidaria, Anthozoa, Scleractinia, Merulinidae.